CCAGCACUCCGGAAUCAAAGGCUUGAAGGCUUUUAUAUAUAUAUAAAGCUAAGGACAUGGAUGCUAGAUCUCUAUCUGUUAUUCCUGAAGCUUGUCCUUUCUGCAGUGAAAGAGAGAUGCAGAAAAGAAUUCACAAUCCUCAAUGAUGAUGCAGAGAAUCUUCCCGAUGCAUUACCUGUAUACUACAAGCGAGAUUUGAAAAGCCUAAAAAACAAAAUUGAAACUCACGAAGCUAGAUGUCGCAUUUGCAUACAAAGAAAACGUAUUGUGUGCACAGCUGUUGCUGUUUGCAGUUCCUGUAAUUUUCUUUGUAAGGAGUGUAUACACGAGCAUAAAAGUCAAUACCCAGACCACGAAAUAGUGUCGCUGCUAGAGUUGUCACAAUCUGAUAGUGAUGUAAUGCAUCAUGGCCUUCUCAAACGACAACGAAGUAGGAGCUUCACUCAAAAAGCAAGAUGUAGUAUUCCCAGUCAUUUCAGAGAGCCUGCACAGCAGUACUGCCUUGAUUGCCGGAUAUUUGUGUGCGCAAAGUGUGAAGAAGUACACUCCAGUCAUACCCUGAUGGAAAUGCAACAAGCUGCACAGGUAUGUAAGCAAAGCCUCAUUGAUAAAAUACCUAAUGUCCGUGUUGUCCAUAAACGAGUGGCAGGAGCAUCACGUGACGUCCAAAUUACUAAAACCUCUAUUGAUGAUCAGGAAGCAGUUUUAAGAAGUUCAAUUGAGCAUGCAUUCACUAAACUACUCAAGAUCCUCGAUCGAAGAAAGCAGGAAAUGAUUUCAAGACUUUCUGAUAUCUCUAACGAAAAGAUUAAAAGAUUAAGAGAUCAAGAAGAUGAACUUACGAGACUGGCAGCCGAAUUUGAAAGACUUGAACAAUAUAUCGAAUCAACGGUAAAUAUGUCAACAGAUUAUGAGUUGUUACAUAGCUACAAAUUCAUUGAGGAGCAGUCACACAGUACACAACAAAAGGGUUCUAAGCUUCCUAUUCAACCGGUUGAAGCAGCAAACAUUGCUCUGAAAAAUAGCAGCGAAUCCCACCUCCGCGACCUCAGUUUAAAACAUCUGAAUAUUUUUGUUGAGCAAGCGAAUGCCAGCUCAUGUACUGCAGAAGGAGCUGGGCUUAAAAUAGCUGAAACAGAAAAGUUUGCUCGUUUUUCCAUUAAAGUUGUUGACAAGAAUCAUGAGCCGUGUUCAUGGAUUCAAAACGUUACCGCUACACUUAAGUGCGUCGAUAACGAUUUCUCCUUAUCUACCGAAAUCGUAGAGAGCAGCACAAACACGUAUGAGGCUUGCUAUAGCCCUCAAUUCCGUGGAGCACAUAAGCUAUCUGUUUUUGUGAACGGCAACCCGAUUACUGGUAGUCCAUUCUCCGUAGAUGUGACGAAACCACUGAUAGAACUUGGGAAAUCACAGGGAACAAUGUAUGGUGUAACAGGGCCGCGUGGAAUUGUUGUGAACAAGUUAAAUAACAUUCUUGUCUGUGAGUGGAAUGGCCACAAAAUAGUGGAAGUAGACAAACUCGGGAGGCAGAUUUGCGAGUUCGGAAAAGGUGAGGUACAUCACCCAGCUAGCAUUGCUGUUGCAGAGGACGGUAGCAUGUUCAUCACCGAUGCAGCAGGAAAAGAAUGCUGUCUAGCAAAGUACGGUGAGGAUGGACGCUUGCUAAAAAAAAUUGGGGCCGAGGGAAAGAAGGUAUGUGAAUUUUUAAACCCUCGGGGUGUUCGAAUCAGAGAAAAUAAAGAGGUGUGGGUUUGCGAUCGAGACAACCAUCGAAUACAGAUAUUUAGUUUAAGCCUCGCUUUUCUGCGCACUUUUGAUAUCAGUCAAAUUGAUUCACAUCUGGAGCAAAAGCCAAAACCAAAUGACGUAAUUUUCAAUAAAUCAGGAAAUUUUUACAUCACUGAUUUUGGUAACCACUGCAUUCUUUGUUUCAGUGCAUCUGGAGAUUACCGUUUUAGUUUUUCGGGUAAUCACACAAUGAACCAAAUACUGCACGGUCCAGAGUGCAUUGCCACAGAUAGAGAUGAAAAUCUAUAUGUAACUGAAACUGGAAAUCACUGUGUGUCGAUAUUUAAACCAACUGGUGAACUCAUUCGAACAUUUGGGACUCUGGGCAAGAAUGAGGGCGAAUUGAAAUUUCCAAUGGGUAUUCUUGUAGACAAAAAUGGUAGUGUCUUUGUAGCAGAGUUAUUAAAUAACCGUAUACAAAUAUUUUAGUUUUUGUCAUUAAAUUUUGGCAACCAUGAUAAAAUCUUUUUUCUCCCUUUAGUA
Messenger RNA from Halichondria panicea, 2271 nucleotides. Its product is annotated as tripartite motif-containing protein 3-like. The transcript is spliced from 2 exons. The coding region runs from base 61 to 2217 and encodes 718 amino acids. Gene Ontology annotation, molecular function: protein binding; ubiquitin protein ligase activity; zinc ion binding. NCBI's taxonomy places the organism in Eukaryota, Metazoa, Porifera, Demospongiae, Suberitida, Halichondriidae. Gene Ontology annotation, biological process: protein polyubiquitination; proteasome-mediated ubiquitin-dependent protein catabolic process. The record is from RefSeq and is a predicted model, not a curated record.